Messenger RNA from Purpureocillium lilacinum, 1080 nucleotides. RefSeq lists its product as uncharacterized. The record is from RefSeq and is a predicted model, not a curated record. Lineage: Eukaryota; Fungi; Ascomycota; Sordariomycetes; Hypocreales; Ophiocordycipitaceae. Gene Ontology annotation, molecular function: methyltransferase activity.
AUGGCCAGCGUGCCUGAAUCCGGUGACGGCGGAGGCGGCGGGCAUGGCGAAUCGGGUCUCCAUGGCUAUCAAUUUACGUUCCAAGCUCCGGAACAGGGCGAUGGCGUUCACCUUGAUCCGCGGACAGGACAGAGACGGGAACUGUCCGAAUCCUUAUCCGAGAGCGUGCAGAAUUUUCCAGUUGAGUUUGGUCGCACGUACCAUGCGUACAGGGCAGGGUCAUACGCUUUUCCCAAUGAUGCUCCUGAACAGGAGCGGUUGACUCUACAAGCCGAGACUCUCAGGAAACUCUUCGAUAACCGGCUUUUCUUUGCGCCACUGUCGGAGAAGACGCCGCCGCGGACCGUCCUCGACGUGGCCACGGGCGUUGGCGACUGGGCGAUCCAGAUGGGCGACUACUUUCCUGACUCGGAGAUUAUCGGCACCGAUCUCUCCCCAAUUCAACCGGAGCAUGUGCCUCCAAACGUCAAUUUCUAUGUCGAAGACUCAUCGGAUCCAUGGGAGUAUUCCAAAAAGUUCGACUACAUCCACACGCGCGUCACAGCAGGCUGUUGGUCCUCGUUCGAGAGUGAGAUUGCCCAGCAGGCCUUUGAUUGUCUAGAGCCAGGUGGCUGGUUCGAGUCGCAGGAAGUCGACAGCACAGUUGCGUGCGAUGACGGAACGCUGGGUCCGGAUUCAGCACUGGUGCAGUGGUUCGAAGAGAUAACAGCCGCGGGAGAGACGUUGAACCGUCCGAGUGUGGUUGGCGCUUUGCUCAGGGAGUGUUACGAGCGCGUGGGCUUUGUGGAUGUCCAACAGCGCAUCUUCAAGCUACCAGUCAACGGCUGGGCCAAGGACGAGAGCCUUAAAGAGUUGGGGCAGAUGUGGGAGAAGAAUCUCCUUACUGGCCUGAGCGGGUUUUCGUAUCGGCUCUUCAACAGCGUAUACGGAAGAAGUCCCGCGGAGAUCGAGGUCUCGCUGGUCGACGUUCGACAAGAUAUUUCGAAUCCAAAGAUACACGCCUUCAUGCCCGUCUACGUCGUCUGGGGACGAAAGCCCUAUCCCGGCGAAGGCCCGGUUCCCACAUCGAAAUUUCAAUAA